This is a messenger RNA of Fundulus heteroclitus (mummichog), 2568 nucleotides long. Its product is annotated as Indigoidine_A and YeiC_kinase_like domain-containing protein. The coding region runs from base 245 to 2359 and encodes 704 amino acids. Gene Ontology annotation, molecular function: kinase activity; pseudouridylate synthase activity. Lineage: Eukaryota; Metazoa; Chordata; Actinopteri; Cyprinodontiformes; Fundulidae. The transcript has 19 exons. The record is from RefSeq and is a predicted model, not a curated record.
AGUGCGUGCGUGUGCGUUUUUGCUUGGACCGGAGAUUUCAGUUUCGAUUUAUACCGCUAGACUACGAAACUCCCAGUUAAGAAACUAAAUAGCAAACUCCGACAAGUAAUAAGUGAAAGCCGCUGAGUGCAGUUCUUUAAAGAAGCAGGAGAGACUGUUUUGAUUUGUGGAACUUGAGAAAUCACGUGCCCCUCAGACCGUCUCUGCACGUCCCUGAUAGGGUUUACCCCAAAAUCAGAGCAGAAUGAGGAUCCUGAAGACAGCCUUCCAGCUCAUCCUCCGAGGAGAAGCUAGGACUUAUCACAACACCGUGAGCAGCAAAGACUUCCUCUUCAAAGUUCAUCCGUCCGUGUCUCAGGCUGUGGCUCAAAACAAGCCCGUCGUCGCACUCGAAAGCACGAUCAUCACACACGGCAUGCCCUACCCGCACAACCUGAGCACCGCGAAGGAGGUUGAGGCCAUCGUGCGAGGGGAAGGAGCCACUCCUGCCACCGUCGGCGUCAUUGAAGGGGAAAUCCGUGUCGGGUUGUCGUCAGAGGAGCUUGACCACCUCGCUCGUUCCAAGAGCCCCCUGAAGGUGUCGCGACGGGAUCUGCCUUAUGUCGUCAGCAAAGGUCUCUCCGGGGGAACAACGGUCUCAGCCACAAUGAUAGCGGCACACAGAGCUGGCAUCCCUGUUUUCGUCACAGGAGGCAUCGGAGGAGUUCACAGAGAUGGACAGAACAGUCUGGACAUCAGCGCAGAUCUAACAGAGCUCGGCAGAACUCCCAUCGCUGUUGUCUCUGCCGGAGUCAAGUCUAUCCUGGACAUUGGCCGUACCCUGGAGUUCCUUGAGACACAGGGCGUGUGUGUUGCCACUUAUGGAGCAUCUGACAACUUCCCAGCAUUCUUCACUCCAGACAGUGGAUUUACCUCCGCGUGCAAUGUCCACGACCCUAGAGAGGCUGCAGAACUCAUUGCAAACGCUAUGUCUCUGGGUCUUCAAAGUGGCGUCCUGAUAGCCGUCCCAAUCCCAGAAGAAUACGCAGCCGCAGGCCGUCAGAUACAGGAAGCCAUAAAAACUGCAGUGACAGCAGUCAGUUCUGAAGGUAUCACGGGCAAAGACGUAACACCUUUUAUUCUGCAAAAGGUCAACGAGUUGACUCAAGGAAAGUCACUCCAGUCCAACAUCGCUCUCAUUCAUAACAACGCUAAAGUUGGCAGUCAGAUAGCUUGUGCACUGUCAAAGCGGAUGAGUGAACAAAGAUCAAAAAGCCAACCUCAUCAUCCUGGAAACCCCCCAAAACACUCAGAUGUUGUUGUUAUAGGAGGAACAAAUGUAGAUUUUAUUGCCAAAGCGAAGACCAAAAAACUUCAAUCCGGACAGACAAAUCCAGGAAGCGUGUUUCAGUCGUUUGGCGGUGUGGGGCGGAACAUCGCUGACUCUUUGAGUAGGUUAGAUAAGAAGCCUCUGUUCAUCUCUGCCACUGGAGCUGAUGCAAACAGCGAGGCGGUCUUUAACCACUGCAAACAUAUGAACACAAGCGGUGUGGCCAGGCUGGAAAAGCACAACACGGCAACAUACUGUGCCGUUAUGAAUGAAAAUGGAGAACUGAGUGUUGGCUUGGGAGACAUGGACAUUCAUGAGCAAAUUACAGAACACUAUGUUUCGCAGUUUGAAAGGCAGAUUUCGUCCGCCACACUUGUGUGUAUUGAUGGCAACAUCCCCGUCCCCACCAUCAACUAUGUAUGCUCUCUUGCUGGGAAGUACAACUCAAACAUUUGGUAUGAACCGACAGAUGUUGAUAAGGCUUGUAAACCUUUCCUCUCGGACGCCUGGAAGUCUUUGUCCUACUUGUCCCCAAACCUGAAAGAGUUGUGCAUGAUUAAUAAAACUCUGGGUCUCACUGCGCCCGAAGUUGAUGUCGUGCUAGAGCUGCCAAGCACUCUGGAUGGGAUCCUCCUGCUUGCUGUGGCUCUCUCACGCCCUCUUCUGGAGAAUCUUCACUGCCUGGUAGUAACUCUUGGGCCUGAUGGUGUGCUGCUGUGUGGCGAGCACGACGCCGGCUCAGUGGACCUGCGGCCAAGGACACACAGAGGAAAGAGGCGUCUUUGUGGGCUGCACUAUCCAGCGUUGACCGUCACCCCGGAGGAAAUAGUGAAUGUAUCAGGCGCAGGAGACAGUUUUGCAGGUGCCUUGAUGGCAGGGAUUCUUCAGGGAAAAGACACGGACCGUUGCGUCCGGAUGGGCCUACUGGCUGCGAGGAUGUCCCUGGCAUCACCACAUCCCAUCUCACCAAUUCUCACCUUAGAUUCUGUGGAUCCUGACAAAGUCCCAGCAGAAAACUGGCCCACACCAGGCUUUGUUUGGAUGGACUGAGAUUUAUAUUUCAGACAUUUGUUUUAUCUGAAUAUGUGUGUUACCUUAUUAUUAUACUGUAAUACAAUACUUGAGGUUACUUUGUCCUCAAUUUUGCUAAGAGUCCUCUCUUUUUUUCUUUUUCUUUUUGCACUGUAAUCUCAGAAUCAUAAGUUUGGUUUGAAUGAUCAUCCUUUAAUUUUUGAGGAAUGUGAAAAUGUAUCUCUAGU